AUGUAUCGCGCCGCGCUCCGCACGUCCACCUCCAGCAUCGCCCGGGCAGCUCGCCAACCGGCUCUUGCCGGGGCUGCGAGGCGCAUGCUCACGACCGCUCCUGCAAGUGGCAAGUCCACCUGGAAGGGUUCGUUUGCGCGAUGGGGCGUUGCCAUCGGCGCCCUUUACUGGUACAACACCAGCCCCAUAUUCGCCGAUGAGGCUACCAACCAAAUCAUUUCUGCAGCGCCUGAAGUCCCCGAAACCGAGAUCCGGAGCAUUGAUGCUGUCCUCGAAGAGAAGCGCAGACAAGAGGCCGAAAAGGCGGAGAAGCUGGCGAGAGAAUUGAAGAAGAGCGAACCGGUCACAGAAGAUGGCGCUGCGGCUCCUUCUGAUGCCGGCGAGAUUGUCGGCUCCCAGUCACCCGAAGCCCUGGAGGAAGAGGCUGGCCAGCAGGGUGCCUUUAACCCGGAGACGGGCGAAAUCAACUGGGACUGCCCGUGCCUCGGUGGCAUGGCUCACGGGCCGUGUGGAGAGGAUUUCAAGGCGGCUUUCAGCUGCUUUGUGUACUCGGAGCAAGAACCUAAGGGCAUGGACUGCAUUGACAAGUUCCAGCACAUGCAGGACUGCUUCAGACAACACCCCGAUAUCUACGGCGCAGAGAUAGCAGAUGAUAAGCAGGAGGUUGAUGCGCAGACACCGGUGCCUGCUGAAGAAGGCGCUGUGGCCGCUAUCGAGACGAGCGAGCCGGUGCCUGCGGUCGCGAGUAACACAACACCGGCGGCACCAGCGACCCCGACGGCCACCGAGAAGGUGAAGAGCGCGGCACCGGCAGAAGCAGCAGCAGAAAAAGCGCCAGAGACUCCUGCUGUCGUGGCGACAGUGCCGGAGACUGUCAAGCCCAGCGCCAGCAAGCCGGUCCAGAGUGCCUCCCCGGCAGCAUCAAAGGCAGCGCCAAAGAAGGUCGCACAGAAAAAGCCAGAGGAUACCUUUGUUGAAGACCCUCAUGUUCCACAGGCUGCAUUUGAUGCGACAGCGGCCAACAAAUAG
Messenger RNA from Grosmannia clavigera kw1407, 1029 nucleotides. RefSeq names its product mitochondrial intermembrane space protein mia40. Gene Ontology annotation, molecular function: protein-disulfide reductase activity. Gene Ontology annotation, cellular component: mitochondrial intermembrane space. The coding region runs from base 1 to 1029 and encodes 342 amino acids. Gene Ontology annotation, biological process: protein import into mitochondrial intermembrane space. The transcript has 3 exons. The record is from RefSeq and is a predicted model, not a curated record. Lineage: Eukaryota; Fungi; Ascomycota; Sordariomycetes; Ophiostomatales; Ophiostomataceae.